AGAACUUUAAUCUCUCAUCUAAAUAAUUAUUUCCAAGUGAGAACUUACUCUACUCUCCCAGUGUUGUCCAGGAUAUACACUAAAUACAAGGCGCUGAAGAAAUCAAAAUGUGCAAAGACCCCCUGCACCACUUCCUCCACGGACUGCCCAAAUGCGAGCACCACGUCCAUCUCGAGGGCUGUCUGACCCCCGAGCUGAUCUUCGAGCUGGCCGCGAAGAACGGCGUGCAGCUGCCCGACCCGGGGGUCAACCCGGCAUAUGCGUCUGCGUCGACGUUGCUGGAGCGGUACCGGCGGUUCACCUCGCUGGACGACUUCCUGAGCUUCUACUUUGAAGGGAUGGCGGUGCUGCUGACGGCCGACGACUUUGCGGAGCUUGCGUGGGCGUAUUUCGUCAAGGCACACGCCGACGGCGUGCACCACGCCGAGGUCUUCUUCGACCCGCAGGUGCAUAUCGGACGGGGGAUCCCCUACGCAACGGUGGUCGAGGGUUUCGUGGCGGGCUGCCGGCGCGCCGAGACCGAGCUGGGCCUCACAACACGUCUGAUCCUGUGUUUUGUGCGACAUCUGCCGCUCGACUCGGCUGCGGAGGUGUACGAGGCCGCCCUGGCGCACGGCCACUUUGAGGAUCGAGUGGUUCACGGGCUGGGAUCGUCGUCGACGGAGGUUGGCCCGCCGAAGGAUCUGUUCCGGCCGCUGUUUGGCGCGGCCAAGGAGCGUGGUAUCCAGAUCACCGCGCACGCAGGCGAGGAGGGGGACCCGAGCUACAUCCAUACCGCGCUGGAGAUGGGGGCGCAGCGCAUCGACCACGGGAUCCGGCUGGCGGAGGAUGUCGAGCUGAUGGCCCGCGUUGCGCGCGAGGGCGUCAUGCUCACCGUGUGUCCGAUCUCGAAUGUCCAGCUGCGCUGCGUCACCGCCGUGUCGGAGCUGCCCAUCCGCACGUUUCUCGACGCCGGCGUGCCCUUCUCACUCAACUCGGAUGACCCGGCGUACUUUGGCGGCUAUAUUCUCGACAACUACUGCGCUGUGCAGGAGGCUUUCAACCUGUCGGUCGCCGAGUGGAGGCUCAUCGCCGAGAACAGCGUCCGGGGCAGUUGGAUCGAGGAGGCGCGCAAGACGGAGCUCCUUCAGCGGAUCGACGAGCAUAUUCGCCAGCACGGUACUCUCGCCAAUUAGUCUUGAUCCCUGUCGAUUGUCUACGAUGUCGUGUUAUAUAUAUUGUGUGGUUACGAUGAUAGAUGGAUAGAUUUGGAGAUACCCAGUGUUGUGUUUGGACUGUACAAAUCCCUUUAUGACUAAUAAUCAUGCCAAGGCUGAAGAUAUCACUAUCACUGUUUGACGUACUUGCUCUCUCCAACGAUGAAUGCCUCCAGCUUACUCCGCACCUACGCAGGAAGACUCACCUAUUCAAGACCUAU
Penicilliopsis zonata CBS 506.65 is the source of this 1417-nucleotide messenger RNA. RefSeq lists its product as hypothetical. Gene Ontology annotation, cellular component: cytosol; nucleus. Lineage: Eukaryota; Fungi; Ascomycota; Eurotiomycetes; Eurotiales; Aspergillaceae. The coding region runs from base 108 to 1175 and encodes 355 amino acids. The record is from RefSeq and is a predicted model, not a curated record. Gene Ontology annotation, molecular function: adenine deaminase activity. Gene Ontology annotation, biological process: adenine catabolic process; hypoxanthine salvage; purine ribonucleoside monophosphate biosynthetic process. The transcript has 2 exons.